Molecule: messenger RNA, 1623 nt
Organism: Fibroporia radiculosa
Lineage: Eukaryota; Fungi; Basidiomycota; Agaricomycetes; Polyporales; Fibroporiaceae
Exons: 12
Coding region: 1-1623 (540 amino acids)
Biological process (GO): proteolysis
Molecular function (GO): aspartic-type endopeptidase activity
Source: RefSeq, a predicted model, not a curated record
AUGAUUCUUCCACUGUCCCUGCUUCUGCUUGUCAGCUCUGCAUACUCUUUACAUGUACCACUGCAGCGGCGCGCUCAAUCGACCUCAGUGUCGAUAAACAGUAGCGCCAAUGGCAAUUUCGGCUUCACUGACAUGGAAGGCUUUGCUUAUACUGGUACAAUAUUUGUGCAGGGACAGCCGUUCCAGGUACAAAUUGACACGGGUAGUGCGGACUUGUGGGUUGCCAGUCCAGAGAGCGCGUUCCAAGGCCUCCAGAACACAGGGCUCAACAGCACGACGGUAUAUGGUUCGGGUAGCGUAGAGGCCAGUGGUCCAAUUGUGCUGGGAGAUGUUUCAUUUGGAGAGUUUACCGUUCAUGGGCAAGCUCUUGUAAUUGCCACAAACCCUAAUGUCCCUGGACAAGGUCAAUUCACUGGGUUGCUCGGGGUUGCUCCAUUUGGCGCAUCUCGAAUUUGGCAAAAAUCACAAAUGAGCAAUUCUACCUCCUUCGACGGAAAGCCGUUCAUGUACAAUCUCUUCUCAUCUUAUGACGUUGAUUCGUCUUAUAUGACUUUCUAUCUUUCUCGCUCGGAAGUUGGAGUCACACAGGGGGGUGUCAUGACUAUUGGCGAAAUCGUGUCCAAUUUCUCGGCUAUCACGUCUUCGCCUCAGUUACCUCUACUUACUGACACCUUUUGGGCUACACUCAUGGACGGUAUCUAUGUUGACGACCAUUUCUACACCGGACAUUCAACUGUGAUACCGGAUAACUCGACGUGGCACCAGUCGCAUCCAAAUGCAACGGCUGCAGUUCCGGACUCAGGAACCACGUUUGCGUGGGCACCUCAAUACUACGUUGACGCUAUUUACAAGAGCCUUCCCGGCGCUGUGUUCAGCUCGGACAUCAACGGUUAUAUUAUUCCCUGUGACACAGCUAUCAACGUCAGUAUGGUCUUCAGCGGAGUCAAGUAUCCUCUGGACCCUCUCGACAUGUUGAAUAUCAACAAUAUAUAUUCAAAUGGCACGCUCGUGUGUCAGGGCACGUUCACUUAUGCACCAGAUGUGGGCUUAGACUGGGUACUUGGCGACUCAUUCAUGCACAACGUCUACACUCUUUACAAGUAUGCGGAUGUCAACUCCACGAACCCAGCUUCUGUGGAUCAAUACUACCUCCAAUUCCUCAGCGUCACCAAUGCAAGUGAAGCGUGGGCUACUUUCCCCAAGCGCAACCAGAAGCGGCUCGCCCAGCUCAGCCAACAACUCGAAAGCACUGCUACAGCUACUGUUCUAGUCGCGUCCGCGAGCAGUACGUACUCGCUGAUCGCCUCCGACAUCACAGCAACAGCGACUUCAUCGAACGACGACGUUGCUGCCGCGAUGAAUGCAGCCUCUUCUAGCUCGCCAAGCACCGACUACAGCACGCUUAAGCGGAACAGCUAUAUCAUCAUCGGGCUCGUUGGUGGUGUGCUUGCACUCCUUAUUGGCGUGGCGGUCUUGUUGUUCAAGCAGUUGGGGGCAAAUUCAAAGUAUCAGCGGAUUGGUGGUGCAACUGUGCCUCCUGUGCCAUUCAAGGAGACUUAUGGGUCUGAUGCGUAUGAGCCGCCGUCAGAGUCGUUUAGGACGCCAUAUUCGGACCGUGGAUGA